AGUAGUCUUUCUUUGGACAUGCGCAGUGAAGGAAAACAACCGCCAUCAUUUGAAAGCAAGAAACUUGAUCAGACUUGAUCAAAAUAUAGACAUCUAAAUUAUUUUAAAACAAAAUGGCUAGCGCUCUGGAGGAUCCGUCGCUUGAGCGGCACUUUAAGGGUCACCGUGAUACAGUGACUAGUGUGGAUUUCAAUCCAAAUAUGAAGCAGCUUGCUUCUGGGUCUAUGGAUUCAUGUUUGAUGGUGUGGAACUUCAAACCUCAGAUGAGAGCUUACAGAUUUGUUGGUCACAAGGAUGCUGUAAUGAGUGUACGUUUCUCACCGUCUGGUCAUCUUGUUGCCUCUGCUUCCAGGGAUAAAACUGUGCGCCUCUGGAUACCUUCUGUUAAGGGAGAAUCAACUGUAUUUAAAGCUCAUACAGCUACUGUCAGAAGUGUGGACUUCUCCAGUGAUGGUCAAACACUACUCACAGCUUCAGAUGAUAAAACUAUAAAGUUAUGGACAGUUCAUCGUCAGAAGUUUUUGUUUUCACUUAAUCAACAUAUGAACUGGGUAAGAUCAGCCAAGUUUUCUCCUGAUGGUAGACUGAUAGUGUCUGGAAGUGAUGAUAAAACAGUGAAAUUGUGGGACAGAAAUAGUAAAGAGUGUGUCCAUACAUUUUAUGAACAUGGAGGAUUUGUGAACCAUGUAGAAUUUCACCCUAGUGGAACAUGUAUAGCAUCAGCAGGUACAGACAGCACAGUGAAAGUAUGGGAUAUACGCAUGAAUAAACUCUUACAACAUUACACAGCUCAUUCGUCAGCAGUAAACAGUUUAUCAUUUCACUCUAGUGGUAAUUAUUUGUUAUCUGGGUCUGAUGAUGGUCAAUUAAAGGUGUUUGACCUGUUAGAGGGACGUUUAUUCUACACAUUACACGGCCAUCAAGGUCCCGUCACUGCAGUGUCAUUCUCAAGGUCAGGAGAUUACUUCGCAUCAGGUGGUUCUGAUGAACAGGUACUAGUAUGGAAGACAAAUUUUGAUCAGAUGGAUUUUAGUGAAUUAUUAAAGAACCACAAACAAAGGGCGGAGACAGAUACUGCCCCUACUGUAGCAGAUAUCGCCCCUAAGGUACAACGACCCACAUCUUCAUCAACCACCUCAUCCAGGGCCACUGGCAAGGGAAUUCGUAGUGAAAUCAGGAACAUGGAUGACGAAGCCCCUGAAGUUACAGAAGUAGGACCUGCAAUGUUUUCUUCAAAUGAGCCCCUGUCAACAAGUGAUGAUGUAGAAAUGAGGUCAGCUGAUUCAAGGUCAAGGUCACGAGGAGACGAUUUUCAACCCAAGUCAACAACUCAGCCGCUGGAACAGAGGGCAGCCAUGCCACCACAAUUAGCAGGAACAUUAGAACAUAUAGUAGGGCAGCUAGAUAUACUUACACAAACUGUUUCAUUGUUGGAGCAGAGGUUAACAAUGACAGAAGAUAAGUUACGAGAAUGUUUAGAUAACCAACACAAAAUUACAGGACAAAUGAAUCAGAAAGAUUUAUAAUUAGAUAAACUAUCAUCUCAUAGAUUAUACCAUCAUCAGACAGAUGCAUUUUAUGAUAUAGUGAGGACUUAAUGUGUAAUGAUACAGACGUAACAUUGGAUUUUAAGGUUCUGAAGUCCAAGUGGACAUUAAUUACGACAAGUUCCUCAGGAUUUACAAAAAAAUAAAAAUUGUACCCCAUUAUAACUUCUUAUGCAUUCAAAGCAAUAUUUAUAACACUUGUAGAAUUUUCCAUGUAGAUUGAUUCACUGAAAGGUUGGUAAAGAGUCAAUAACCUUGAUGUAUUACUUAAACACAUAACUUAAAAGAGAAGAUCCCAAAGUUGGAUUAUAUAGUGAGUAUUCUUGAAGUUAUUUAGCUUCCAUUUUAUAUCACUUACAUCAAUCAGAAUCAAUAUGUGUUUAUAAAAAUGUUGCCUUUCAUUAAGAGCUUGAUAACUUAAGGAUUAUUCUAUGAGAUGUUUUUUGUUCAGAUUAAAAAAGAUUAGACUAUUUAAAAUGAAAUGACCAUUUUAUUUCAGACAGUCUUAUAUAGAUGCAGUUUCAUGAAUAGAAUAAUAUGUGCACACAUGGAAAUUUAGGGUUAUGCUAGUAUUAAAGCUUAAAUUUUGCCAUAUGAAGUAAUUAGUGUAGGCCCUGUUUGCCUUGAACCAAUACAAAAUAAAUCAUUCAGUCUUGUACAAUUAUUAGAUCUGAUCAUGAAAAAUAAGUGAAUUAUCUGUCAUGCACGUCUGUCUUUAAAGUAUUAGUGAAGAGGCAGAGAAGAAAUUCUGCCAAUUAAUUCUGUCUUUAAUUAAAUAAGUGCCAGUUGUAGGAAGAAUGAUGGAUCUGAUAAGGGGAAGAUGUUUCCUAGUAACUGCAUGAUUGAUAACUCAAUUCAGGUGAUAAAUUAAUUUUCAGAUAAUUUUAUUUUUGUCGCAAAUUGAUUGAUUCUUUUGAAAGAUUUUUUUUACACCGGACUUGAUGUGAAUCUGUUUUAUUUGAUUCAUUAUCUCUAUUAACAUACACUGGUAGUGCUUCAAGUCUUCUUUCUGCUUUGAAUAACUACAUUGGAUAUUGUAAGUUUUAAAGGUGUUGCAAAGAUCCUUUUCUGCUAUUUUCCUUACCUGCACAAGUAUAAAAAAAAAUGUUUUUGUUGUAAAGCAAUUUUUAUCUUUGACUUUCUGCAUCAAAUAAAGUGAGUGUUAUUUUAUGGUAUAUGAAUCAUGUAGAGAAAUAAUGUGGUAGCCUAAAAUUGUUAUAAUUGCCUUAUUAACAGCAUAGACAAUUGAUGUGAUCUCAUGCACUGUAUUAUGUACUUUUUGUUAAGUGAUUUUACUUCAGUUUUACUAUUUCUUCAUUGACAGAUAAUAUUGACUUAUUAUUUUUUUUUACUUCUUUUCCUUACAAAGUAGAAAAUCUUUACAAUUUAUAGAAUAGCACAUGUUUCCUUAACCUUAGUUAAAGUUGUCAGUGUUGUACCUCGCUAAAAAGGGCAAUGCAAGGAUAUUAAUGAUUAGAUUGGGAAGAACACAUGUUGUGAUUUAGAACUAUUUUAUUGUUUUUGUCAAUAUAUUAGUUUUAGAGAUCUAAAUUAUUUGCUAGAAGAAUCUGAGUGCCAGGAUUUCUGUUUAUUUCAGCAGUUUUAAGGUUUUUAUUUUACAUAUUUUACAUUUUAUAUUAUACUAAUUUAUUGAGAUGUUAAGCUGAUAUUCUGUGAUAUUGUGUCUAUAUUGUAUAUUAUUUGUAAAUAAAAGAAUAAUAUGUAUGAA
Messenger RNA from Ruditapes philippinarum (Manila clam), 3276 nucleotides. Its product is annotated as POC1 centriolar protein homolog A-like. NCBI's taxonomy places the organism in Eukaryota, Metazoa, Mollusca, Bivalvia, Venerida, Veneridae. The transcript is spliced from 12 exons. Gene Ontology annotation, molecular function: protein binding. Gene Ontology annotation, biological process: cilium assembly. The coding region runs from base 114 to 1526 and encodes 470 amino acids. The record is from RefSeq and is a predicted model, not a curated record. Gene Ontology annotation, cellular component: ciliary basal body; centriole.